Molecule: messenger RNA, 959 nt
Organism: Clunio marinus
Lineage: Eukaryota; Metazoa; Arthropoda; Insecta; Diptera; Chironomidae
Source: the annotation of a GenBank genome assembly
AUCUCAGUGUGCUUCUGAUCAUCGUGUUCAUAACAUUAACUAAGUGUUGAUCGCUCUAAUAGAAAAACAGAAAAAUCAAAAUAAUAAAAAAUCGAAAAUGGGCCUGAAGUGCAAUUUAUUCGUUCUUUUUGUCAUCAUUGGAUUAACGUCAGCAGCCUCAUCGGCCAACGACAUUCUCUCCGAACAAAAAGGAAAUGCAAAAGCAAAGUGUGAAAGUUCCUACAGUUUAAUGUGCCUGAAAUUGGAUGUUCUAAGUUUAAUUGACAAAAUCUCAACCACAAAUACAGAAUUCAAUCUUGCAUCGGGUGUUACUUUGGUGCGCGAAAACAACCCAAACAAAACCCAAAACUCAAAGAUUGUUUCCGAACUUGCUCGUGCUUUCCCAGACAGUCCCGAAAAGCGAUUAAAUGGAUUUUUACUUGCCAAGAUUCAAGACUUCUUGCAAUCUUACAGCUUGAAACUUAAGUUGGGAUCUGAAGAAACAUCGAGUGUCUUUGAAUCACGUAAAGGCGGUGGCGGAAAGAAAGGUGGUGGUUAUGGAGCUUUGAUCGGAAUGGCAAUGAUGAUGAAAGGAGCUAUGAUGGCAAUGGGCUUGGGAGCUGUCGCUGCACUUGCUGGAAAAGCUCUUUUGACCGCAAUGAUGGCAUUGACUUUAGCAGCUAUUGCUGGACUUAAAUCUCUUGGUGGAGGCGGUGGAAAAUCAACAACUUAUGAGAUUAUCUCGAAACCAGUUUACAGCCAUUCCCACAGCCAUUCACAAUCAUCUCAUGGUGGGCACGGCGGAAGUCACGAGGAAGGCCAUGGUGGCGGAUAUGGCGGUUAUGGACGAUCAUUCCCCGUUAAUUUUGAACUUCCUGAAAGUGUGAAAGCAUAAACGAUAUUGACCAGUUGAAUGAUAUUGUAAAGCAUCAAAUCGAAAGCAAAUAAAACAAAUUAUUUAUUUAUUUAUUGAAUGUUAA